Molecule: messenger RNA, 321 nt
Organism: Melampsora larici-populina 98AG31
Lineage: Eukaryota; Fungi; Basidiomycota; Pucciniomycetes; Pucciniales; Melampsoraceae
Exons: 3
Molecular function (GO): oxidoreductase activity
Source: RefSeq, a predicted model, not a curated record
UGUGCCUCCAUCACCGUCCGAAAGGAAUGGCGUUCUAUGGCUCGUGCCGACCAAAAAUCGUAUUUGUCUGCUGUUAAAUGUUUGAUGACCAAACCAUCGACUUUGAAGCCCAGGUCAAACCUUCGAUUGUAUGAUGAUUUUGAGAGUGUACAUGAUCGUUCAAGGCCAAACGUACAUUGGGUCGCUCAAUUCUUGCCAUGGCACAGACAUUUCAUCCAUCUCUAUGAACAGGCUUUGCAGUCAUGUGGCUACAACGGAGGUUUACCGAGAUGGAACUGGAGUUUAGACGCCGCCAAUAUGACUGCCUCCCCAGUCUGGUCA